CGGUCGCAUCGAUCCGCCGACAUCCGUCAUCUCCCCAGCCCGCACCAGACUUCAAAUAAUGGCCUCACCUCUCGAGCAUAUCGCAGGCGACAGUGCGAUAUUCAAUGAUGCCUCAAGACCUCGAUCUGACGGCAAUGUCCGGGUGAUGAGAACACUCCCAGCCUGCAACCAAUGUCGACUCCGAAAGGUCAAAUGUGACCGUCUCCAGCCUGUGUGCAAUGCUUGUGUUCGGCUCCAUCUGAAUUGCUCUUAUGCCACACGUUCGGCGAGCCCUAUCUUUGAAAAUAGGCGGGUCUUGGACUUUACGGAGGCUGGGCUCAAAAGAAAGAGAACUCGGCUAGCAUGCGGAAACUGCCGAGCGACAAAAACGAAAUGUUCCGGGACGAGCCCCUGUGAGAGAUGCCAAUCGAAAGGCCUGGCUUGUGACCUGGGCACCAGCAUAGCUCCGUCAAGUGGGAAUGAUGGUGCUAUAGGCAUACCGACGCCUAAAACUGUGGCCAGUAGUGCAACCACCAUGUCAGCCUGGCCCUUGGACAAGACAGCAACAAGGGGUUUCAUCGAUGCCUAUUUCAACGCAACGAACACGGCCACUCCGGUUUUUCUGCACAAACCGACUGUCCUUGCUGACUGGAGCAAGGAUGCUCUCAACUCAAGCCUGCUUGAAUGCAUAGUGGCGAUCGGGCUUUUCACGAGCGGCUCCCGACCGGAGGGGCAGGCGAUGGCUCGGGCAUGGCUUCAGAAAGUACAAGAGGAUGUUUUGAAACGGAUAGGACAACAAUCGGUAUCACAUUUGAUGGUCCUGGUGUUGGUACUGCGGUUCCGAUACCAAGUCGGCGAUUCCGCUGAUGCAUGGAGCCUCCUGGCUCUUGCCGCUCGAUCGGCUUUCACCAUGCGACUGAACUAUGAGCGUGAUGGACUAGACCCACUCGUUCAAGAGUCGCAUAGGCGGCUUAUCUGGGUUAUUUACCAGUUAGACCGGCUGUUUUCUGGGGGUAUCGAAGAUCUGAAAGUCUGUCCGGUAGAGAGAAUGCAUAUUCGUUUGCCCUGCGACGAACGGAGCUUUGAGCUGGGGAUCGCUUCCAAGGCUGGCUUCCUCGGCGAGGCAGCUAAAGAGCUCGGGCCCUAUAUGCACCCUCACGCCUUUCAGCUUGCACUUUUAGGCACCAGAGACAGAAUCCUAAGAUACACAAAAGACGUGCGGAGAAGCGGCAAAAGUCCGGCUGAGAGCCAAUCGGAGAUGAGAACUCUUCAAGCUGAGCUAGACGUGUUUGAGCAGAAUCUCCCGCCUGAGCUUAAGCUCACUCCGCAAAGGCUGGUGGUCGUUGGCCAUUCUCGCGAGGCUAGUACUUAUGCGGCGCUCCAUUCACUGUGGAUGAUGUGCCAUUGUGAUCUGUACCGCUUCUGUGUGCCCGGCAUCCGCGAGUCAGUGUCCAAGGAUGCGUUGGCCAUCACACCAUCCGAUUUCAUCGAGUAUUGUCAGAGGGAAUGUUUGAGUAAAGCCAUUCAGCUUUGCGAGUUAUGGUCCCAUCUGUAUCAGCUUGAAUCCAGCGAAUGUCUUGGCAACGAGUCGCUGCCUGUUUGCAUUUACCAGGUGGCUCAGAUCUUGCAUCACUUGCCACGCUUAUUGCCAGAAAGUGGUGACAACUGCAUCGCUUCCCUGAAAAAGAAACUCACAGAGGCAAUCCAAUUGGCCUCCCCAUUGACACAGCUAUAUGGUAACACAAGCAAGUGUCUGAGAGAUGCGGAGCGAUUGAUUGACGCCCUGGGUCGCGAGUCCAUGUUGCAAUCGUCACCGGAACACAGUACAGUGGAAGGUAUGGAGGUUGCUGAGCAGCACCUAGCGUCGCGACACUCGUUUCUGCCCCGCUUGUAUAGGCGUCAAGAGUCCAGUGAGAGAGGCGGGUAUCGGGCGGAAGGAGAGGAUCGCUCGGAUGGGGGUUUGUGUAACGCAGAGAUGGCAGCACCGUCGUAUCCUGGCACAGAGGACAAUCUGCUGGACCGUGAGAAGAGGGUACAGCAGGAGGCUGAGCAAGGACUUUCUGACAUGUUCUUCUGGGAUCCAUUCAACAUGCAGUUGAAUGGGUAUUAUGAUCCAGAUCUUGAUUUUCCGUUCGUUUGACUGUUGUUGUUGUUGCCAAUGUUGAAAGAGAAUGGGUGUGACUUGAACGCGGCGUGAGAGAAGAAGGUACAUAGUCCAGGCUGUCCAGGCUGUCCAGUCAACAUGUGACUCCCUUACCUCCAGGUCCCACCUCGAUAGCGACUCCCGAGGUCACUUUAAUCACAUCCCCAGUUGUACUCGAGCAUACCAUAGUCUUCAUCCAGGCACCAGAGAGCAUCCAUUGGUCAUAUCAUCUUGGCAUCAAACAACACAAUCAUUUUCUUCCUAACCGCAUACUAUUUAUGUUUUCUUGGUCAUUUUCUCAUUACGUCUCUCCAUAUGCUGCAUACGACUUGUCCACGAAACCCGAAGCCAUCCCGAGAGCAACCAUCUCCUCCCCGCUCUCCAGUUUCCGCGAGACCUCAUCCAUGAACUCUUCGAUGCUCAUAACAUUCGAAUUGUUUCUCUUCUUGUUGUCGUCAGGGUCUUCCCGCUCCCGAUGCAAGUGCGUCUCCACACUUAUUGGUUUUAUACACUCCUCCCUUCCUUGGGCGACGAAUCUGGAUGGAGUAUAGAUACUCGGGUUUGUAGAGCGAGUACCUCUACCAGCCUACCAUGUCAUGAUAUGCAUUUCAAAGGCGUUGUUGCGAUUUCAAUUACCUUGGUCUUCUCUGCUAGUCCCGCCCACGCGAUCUGUGUCCGCAGAUUCACGCUCCAAAAGUGCAACCACGCCUUGGUCCCGUUGUAAACUAGAUUGAUGACAGAGAAUGGUACAAAACCGAGGAUCGAUGAGACGUUGAUGAUGGCUGCUUUGGGUUUCCC
Molecule: messenger RNA, 2920 nt
Organism: Aspergillus calidoustus
Lineage: Eukaryota; Fungi; Ascomycota; Eurotiomycetes; Eurotiales; Aspergillaceae
Source: the annotation of a GenBank genome assembly